Molecule: messenger RNA, 2133 nt
Organism: Gasterosteus aculeatus aculeatus (three-spined stickleback)
Lineage: Eukaryota; Metazoa; Chordata; Actinopteri; Perciformes; Gasterosteidae
Gene: cnot6l
Product: CCR4-NOT transcription complex, subunit 6-like
Molecular function (GO): 3'-5'-RNA exonuclease activity; protein binding
Source: RefSeq, a predicted model, not a curated record
GGAAGUCGCGUUUGUUGUUCUUCCUUCUGCUUCCGAGGCGUUCAGGGUCUGAACGGGUUCAACGGCCGCGUCCGCAUGUCGCCACGGACCCCCCCGUAGAGCGUCGCCCCCCGCCCCGGAUGAAGAUUAACAGGUAUGCCAAAGGAAAAAUAUGAUCCUCCAGAUCCCCGCAGAUGUUACACCAUCAUGCCGGCGGAGGAGGCGGCCAGCGGGAAGAAGUCUUACUGGGCCGAGCUGGAGAUUUCUGGCCGGGUGAGGAGCCUGAGCAGCUCCUUGUGGACGCUCAGCCACCUGACGGCGCUGCACAUCAACGACAACAACCUGAGCCGCAUCCCGCCCGACAUCGCCAAGCUGCCCCACCUGGCCUACCUGAACCUGUCGUCCAAUAAGCUGCGCAGCCUUCCCGCCGAGCUGGGCAACGUGGUGUCUCUCAGGGAGUUGCUUUUAAACAACAAUCUUCUACGGGUUUUGCCUUAUGAACUCGGCAGGCUUUUCCAGUUGCAAACUCUGGGGCUAAAAGGAAACCCUUUGUCCCCGGACAUCCUCAAUCUGUACCAGGAGCCGGACGGAACCAGAAAGCUUCUGAACUACAUGCUGGACAAUCUGGCAGUGCACCCGGAGCAGCUCCCCCAAAGGCCCUGGAUCACCCUGAAGGAGCGAGACCAAACGAGUCCCACGGCCGUGUUCACGGUCAUGUGCUACAACGUGCUGUGCGACAAGUACGCCACGCGGCAGCUGUACGCCUACUGCCCGUCCUGGGCCCUCAACUGGGAGUACCGCAAGAAGGGCAUCAUGGAGGAGAUCACCAGCUGUGACGCCGACAUCAUCAGCCUGCAGGAGGUGGAGACGGAGCAGUACUACACCAUGUUCCUGGACACCCUGAAGCAGCGCGGUUAUGACGGCUACUUCUGCCCAAAGUCUCGAGCCAAACUGGUUUCUGAGCAGGAGAGGAAACACGUGGACGGCUGCGCCGUGUUCUUCAAGACCGACAAGUUCACUCUGGUCCAGAAACAUACUGUGGAGUUCAACCAGGUGGCCUUGGCCAACUCUGAGGGGUCAGAGGUCAUGCUGAACAGAGUAAUGACCAAAGACAACAUCGGGGUGGCCGUCCUGCUGGAGGUCAACAAGGACCUUUUCUCAGAGGGCAGGAAGCCGCCUCAGGAGAGGCAGCUGAUCCUGGUGGCCAACGCCCACAUGCACUGGGACCCCGAGUACUCGGACGUCAAGCUGGUCCAGACCAUGAUGUUCCUGUCGGAGCUGAAGAGCAUCGCCGAGAGGGCGUCCGGCUCCGCGGCGUCCGGCGACCCGUCCUCCAUCCCCAUCGUCCUGUGCGCCGACCUCAACUCGCUGCCCGACUCCGGCGUGGUGGAGUACCUGAGCAACGGAGGCGUGGCCGAGACCCACAAGGACUUCAAGGAGCUGCGCUACAGCGACUGCCUCACCAACUUCAGCUGCAACGGCAAGAACGGCCCCUCCGACGGCAGCGUGACGCACAGCUUCCAGCUGAGGAGCGCCUACGACGGCAGCGAGAUGCCCUACACCAACUACACCUACGACUUCAAGGGCGUCAUCGACUACAUCUUCUUCUCGAGGACCCACAUGAGUGUCCUCGGCCUGCUGGGCCCUCUGGACAGCCAGUGGCUCAGCGACAACAGCGUCACCGGCUGCCCCCACCCCCACGUGCCCUCGGACCACUUCUCCCUGCUGGCCCAGCUGGAGCUGCACCCCCCGCCGCUCAACCCCCUCAACGGGCUGCACCUGCCGGUCCACAGGUAGUGCAGCCCCCCCCCUCACGGCUUUAUACAGAACCCUCUACCGACCACCGAUCAUGUUGAAAAAAAUCCAGACGCCCCCCCCCCCCGACCCCCCCGACCCCGAGACACAGCAACACAAGAGGACUGAAAAGGACUGAAGUAUUCGCCCGUUUGUUCAUCUUACAUUUGUUCUCCCCCCCCCCUCCAUGAUACCAAAUGUCUGGCGUUGGGAUGGAGUUGCUAUGGUGACCCCCAAUGUCAAUUGUCUGUACCCCCCCUAAACAUCAAACCAUAACGACUAAUACAAUCAACAUUUUAAAGAUAAACUACGUAAAGUUCAUUUGUUCUUUUUCACGUUUUACACAGACGUGAAGUUUUA